Trifolium pratense (red clover) is the source of this 1045-nucleotide messenger RNA. RefSeq names its product putative bark agglutinin LECRPA3. Gene Ontology annotation, molecular function: carbohydrate binding. The record is from RefSeq and is a predicted model, not a curated record. The transcript has a single exon. Lineage: Eukaryota; Viridiplantae; Streptophyta; Magnoliopsida; Fabales; Fabaceae. Bases 58 to 900 code for a protein of 280 amino acids.
ACAAAUAACAAAUGUUCAUUCACAUUCACGGUUGAACAUCAAAACCUGAGAAUACCAAUGGCUUUCUCUCCCUCAUACCUUCCAACUCAAACUCUAUUUUCUGUUGUUUUUGUCAUUUUCACAACUUUCAUUCUCUUGCUUGCAAGAGAAGGAAAAGCUCAGCAUACAGAUUAUCUCUUUGACAUCAACAAUUUCACCAAACUUGAUCCGACCAAGUUUACCCUCCAAGGCAGUGCCCGCAUUUUCCGCGAUGGGGUAUUGUCACUGACUGAUGAGCCUAAAAAAGUAGGCCGGAUAUUGUAUUCAGAUCCAAUUCAAAUUUGGAAUAAAUACACCGGCGCCGUUGCCAACUUUGAGACCACCAUCUCGUUCGUCAUAAAGAACGAUACAGGUGCAGAUUUCCCCGCUGAUGGACUCAUCUUCUUUCUUGCACCAAAAAAACAAGUUGAAAACAUUGUCAACAAAACAUUAAUCGGUGGAUUACUCGGAAUAGUUGAUUUAGACACUGCUUUAAAUCAAUUUGUUGGUGUAGAGUUUGACAAUUUUGUCAAUGGUUGGGAUCCUAAUUAUUCGCAUGUUGGAAUCGAUGUAAACUCUUUAACUUCAUUGGCAACUAAGCCAUGGACGACCAACAAUGGAUCAUUGCAUGAAGUGAGAAUUGUGUAUGACAUCGCGACUAGGACAUUGAGUGCUACGUCGAUUGAUGACCGUAAUGAGUUUUUCUUUGUUGAUCAAGUCAUUAAUCUAAAAGAUGUUCUCCCGGAUACCAUAACAAUUGGUAUAUCUGCUGCCAUAGAUGAAGGCCGACAAUUACACCACAUCCAUUCGUGGCGUUUUCAUUCACGCUUCGAAUCAACUCCAAACAUCAACAAUAAUAAUCAUCUUGUAAGCUAUGCAUGAAUGGUGGUUAAGAUAUAACUAGUAUAUAUGUCUAAAUAAAGACUAUAUGCUAGCUAUAACUAUAUACCCUUUGUGAACCAUGUAUAUGAGUUUUCUUUAUAAAAGAAAUUCUAAAUAAAGGCAAUGGUUGAACUAUGUUAUUUGA